AAAUCAGAAUUCUAUUCUUCACUUGAAGAACAAGCUGCUGCUUUAGUGGAUCCUUCACUUCCUCUUGUUUCAAAUUUAUCCAAUCUGGCAUCAUUGCUUUACUGGGCUUUUCAUGAUAAAACAAUCAAUCGUCCUAUCAACUGGGUUGGCUUCUACUUGGCUACUUUAAAAAAGCCACAUACAUUGGUACUCGGUCCUUUUCAUGGUCGCAUUGCUUGUACAAUGAUCCAUAUCGGAAAAGGUGUGUGUGGAACAUGUGCCAUUGAACGUCGUCCUAUUCUAGUUGCCAACGUUGACGAGUUUUCAGGUCAUAUCGCUUGCGAUUCAUUGUCAAAGAGUGAGUUGGUGUUACCCUUGGUGCAUGCUGAUGGUCGUUUGCUGGGUGUUUUGGAUCUGGAUUCAACUGUCUUGCAAGGCUUUGACAAUGCAGAUCUGAUUGGACUAGAAAGUGUUGUUCAAACUGUU
Batrachochytrium dendrobatidis JAM81 is the source of this 465-nucleotide messenger RNA. RefSeq names its product L-methionine (R)-S-oxide reductase. The annotation marks the transcript as partial. Gene Ontology annotation, molecular function: protein binding; L-methionine (R)-S-oxide reductase activity. Gene Ontology annotation, cellular component: cytosol. The transcript has a single exon. The record is from RefSeq and is a predicted model, not a curated record. NCBI's taxonomy places the organism in Eukaryota, Fungi, Chytridiomycota, Chytridiomycetes, Rhizophydiales.